Molecule: messenger RNA, 390 nt
Organism: Nezara viridula (southern green stink bug)
Lineage: Eukaryota; Metazoa; Arthropoda; Insecta; Hemiptera; Pentatomidae
Source: the annotation of a GenBank genome assembly
AUGUCGCAAGUCGAUUUUUCGCAAGGCGCGGGGGUGGGCCAGAACAAUAUGGUCGUGACCCCUGAUCCCGAGAUCUUAAUGAAGUGGCACGGUACUUGCGCAACCGCUCCAGAUGGUGGCGCUAUCCCAUCGGCCGGUUGCAAGAGCUUCUUCAAGCGGAGUGUUCGGCGUAACUUGACGUACUCCUGCAGAGGGAGCAGGAACUGCCCGAUCGACCAACACCACAGGAACCAGUGCCAGUACUGCAGGUUGAAGAAGUGCCUCAAGAUGGGCAUGCGGCGGGAAGUGCCAAUUACCAUCCACGUUUGGGAGCGAUUUGUCCCGAAAGGCGUGCUGCAAAUUGAUUCUUGGUUCAGGUUCGACCGGUGUUGCGAAAGACGAAGAGAUUGA